CUGUGCAAUUGUUUCGUGUGAUCCGAGUUCAAAGCCUCGUGGUCCACCCGUCUCUUUCUGUCCUACCUGUCUCUCUCGCUCCCACAGAAUAGAAUUAAUAUAUAUAUAUAUAUAUAUAAAAAAUUAAAAAUGUGAGUGUGUUUGGCUAUAUCCUUUCACUACAGUCAGGCUCCACCAUGACUCGUGCCUUCUAUUUCACUUUUUUCUUAAGCCACAUUAUAGCUUAGUGUUAGACACCUUAAUUCGUUCUUCACUCAGCCUACUACAAUCACUAAGCGGAUUUCCGCAGCGCCCAUAUCGUUUACAUUUAAACUGGGUGGGUAAAGACAAGACUUUCUCAUGCACCUCUGGUUCUGUAGAAAUACGAGCGCAUAACCGAUCGCAGCAUGCAUGAUUUCAAAUACAUUUAAAUUAUAAACAUCUUAUAUGCUAUAGUUUUUAAUACUGCAAAUGAGAGUGACGUAAAACAUUAUGGGGUGGGUGUUUGAUUUUGGGGGUACACAUGCACGUCGUCGACCCAACCCAAGCCCCAUUAGCAACACUGGCCACAAAUGUGACAGGUUAAAAUUGUUAUAUUGAAAUAAAACGCACAUCCGAGGUGACAUUUUGUUAUUUUAAUGUGUUAUUGUGUUACUAUCACUACUGAACUACAUCAGAAAAUGAUCUCAUUUGAUAUAUAUUUUCCAUAAAAUAAAUAAAGCUUUCUUUUACUCACUUUGUACUGUUGAUCAAUAUCAUGCCCUAAUUUAAGGUCCUAAAAAGGUGAAAGAACUUAAAGAUCCAAAGCUUCAUCAGUUGAUUAACCCAAAAGUGAUUAUGUCUGCUCUUCUCAAUCAAAUCCCACAUUGAAACACCCUCCCUAUCUUACGCUCCUGGAUUUAUCCCUUAUAAGGAACCACAGAGGGAUAUAUAAACUCACCUGAUGCACUUUUGCAAAUAAAGAGCAGAUCCAACACAGCAGAUCGCAUCCUCUUCCAGGUCUGGGUCACUAGUUGGCAAAGAUGAAUGGCACUGAGGGAAACAACUUCUACAUCCCCAUGUCCAACAGGACAGGGCUAGCGAGGAAUCCUUUCGAAUAUCCACAGUAUUAUCUUGCUGAGCCGUGGCAAUUUAAACUGCUUGCUGUUUACAUGUUCUUCCUCAUCUGCUUGGGUUUUCCCAUCAAUGUCCUUACCUUGCUGGUUACAGCUCAACACAAAAAGCUCAGGCAACCUCUCAACUUCAUUUUGGUUAACCUGGCUGUGGCCGGCACCAUCAUGGUUUGUUUUGGAUUCACGGUCACUUUCUACACAGCAAUUCACGGCUACUUUGCUCUGGGUCCAACUGCCUGCGCCGUUGAGGGCUUCAUGGCCACACUUGGAGGUGAAGUUGCCCUUUGGUCACUUGUGGUGCUGGCCAUCGAGAGAUACAUUGUGGUUUGCAAGCCAAUGGGUAGUUUCAAAUUCUCAAGCACCCACGCUUUGUCAGGAAUAGCAUUUACAUGGGUAAUGGCCAUGGCAUGUGCGGCUCCCCCUCUGGUUGGCUGGUCCAGAUAUAUUCCUGAGGGAAUGCAGUGUUCAUGUGGACCAGACUACUACACUCUGAGUCCUGGAUACAACAAUGAAUCAUACGUUCUCUACAUGUUCUCCUGCCAUUUUAUACUUCCGGUUACCGUAAUCUUCUUCACCUAUGGGCGGCUUGUUUGCACCGUCAAGGCGGCUGCAGCUCAACAGCAGGACUCAGCAUCCACCCAGAAAGCUGAGAGGGAAGUGACAAAAAUGGUCAUCCUGAUGGUUUUUGGUUUCUUGUUGGCUUGGACCCCUUAUGCCACGGUUGCUGCUUGGAUCUUCUUUAAUAAGGGAGCUGCUUUCAGUGCCCAGUUCAUGGCUGUUCCCGCCUUUUUCUCAAAGACCUCAGCCAUAUAUAACCCCGUCAUCUAUGUGCUUCUAAACAAACAGUUCAGGAACUGCAUGCUGACCACUCUUUUCUGUGGAAAGAAUCCUCUUGGCGAUGACGAGUCCUCAACUGUGUCCACCAGCAAGACGGAGGUGUCCUCUGUAUCUCCAGCAUAGAC
Molecule: messenger RNA, 2053 nt
Organism: Pimephales promelas (fathead minnow)
Lineage: Eukaryota; Metazoa; Chordata; Actinopteri; Cypriniformes; Leuciscidae
Product: green-sensitive opsin-4
Biological process (GO): visual perception; phototransduction; G protein-coupled receptor signaling pathway
Cellular component (GO): membrane
Molecular function (GO): G protein-coupled receptor activity
Source: RefSeq, a predicted model, not a curated record